This is a messenger RNA of Apus apus (common swift), 6358 nucleotides long. RefSeq names its product signal transducing adaptor molecule (gene STAM). The record is from RefSeq and is a predicted model, not a curated record. The coding region runs from base 113 to 1741 and encodes 542 amino acids. Lineage: Eukaryota; Metazoa; Chordata; Aves; Apodiformes; Apodidae. Gene Ontology annotation, molecular function: phosphatidylinositol binding; ubiquitin binding. Gene Ontology annotation, biological process: protein transport to vacuole involved in ubiquitin-dependent protein catabolic process via the multivesicular body sorting pathway. The transcript has 14 exons. Gene Ontology annotation, cellular component: ESCRT-0 complex.
GGCACCGCGGGCGGGAGGAGGAGUCGCUGCCGUCGCUGCUGCCGCCGCCGGGCGCUUCUGGCUCCGCUGCUGCCCUGCCGGGACGGGAGGGGUGGCCGUGCCGCGUCCCGCGAUGCCGCUCUUCGCCACCAACCCCUUCGACCAGGAUGUAGAGAAAGCAACCAGUGAGAUGAACACAGCAGAGGACUGGGGCCUCAUCUUAGACAUCUGUGAUAAAGUUGGACAGUCACGCACAGGGCCUAAGGACUGUCUCCGUUCUAUUAUGAAGAGAGUGAACCAUAAAGAUCCUCAUGUUGCUAUGCAAGCAUUAACACUUCUAGGAGCAUGUGUAUCAAACUGUGGGAAAAUCUUUCAUUUAGAAGUCUGUUCAAGAGAUUUUGCCAGUGAAGUAAGCAAUGUGUUGAAUAAGGGUCAUCCAAAAGUUUGUGAAAAGCUGAAAGCCCUUAUGGUGGAAUGGACUGAUGAAUUCAAGAAUGAUCCACAGCUUAGUUUAAUAUCUGCUAUGAUAAAAAAUCUUAAGGAGCAAGGAGUUACUUUCCCAGCUAUUGGUUCACAGGCUGCUGAACAGGCAAAAGCAAGUCCAGCUCUAGUUGCCAAAGAUCCUGGUACAGCAGCCAACAAAAAGGAAGAGGAAGAUUUAGCUAAAGCUAUUGAACUGUCACUAAAAGAACAAAGGCAACAACAAACAACACUUUCCAGUUUGUAUCCAAGCACCUCAAGCCUUUUAACAAAUCACAAACAUGAGGGUCGAAAGGUUCGUGCAAUCUAUGACUUUGAGGCUGCUGAAGACAACGAAUUAACUUUUAAAGCUGGAGAACUUAUAACUAUCCUUGAUGACAGUGAUCCAAAUUGGUGGAAAGGUGAAACUCAUCAGGGCGUAGGAUUGUUUCCAUCUAAUUUUGUAACAGCUGAUCUUUCUGCUGAGCCAGAAAUGAUGAAAGUUGAGAAGAAAACAGUGCAAUUCAGUGAUGAAGUUCAAGUAGAGACAAUAGAACCUGAGCCUGAACCGGUUUAUAUUGAUGAAGAUAAAAUGGAUCAACUCUUGCAGAUGUUACAAAGUGCGGAUCCAUCUGAUGACCAGCCAGACCUCCCAGAAUUGCUUCAUCUUGAGGCAAUGUGCCACCAGAUGGGACCUCUCAUAGAUGAAAAGCUGGAAGAUAUAGACAGGAAACAUUCAGAACUUUCAGAGCUCAAUGUUAAAGCAAUGGAAGCUCUCUCUUUGUACAACAAACUGGUAAAUGAAGACCCAAUGUAUUCCAUGUAUGCAAAACUACAAAAUCCACAAUAUUAUAUGCAGUCAUCUGGUGUUUCUGGCUCUCAGGUUUAUCCAGGGCAACCUCAAAGUAACACAUAUUUGGUGGCAGGGAGUGCACAGAUGGGCCAUAUUCAAGGCUAUAAUCUUCCUCCUGAACAACUCUCUUCUCUCAGCCAAGGCUCAGUUACUCCAUCUGCCAGCUCGGUACUUCCUGGUCAGCCUACACAGACAUCUUACACAAAUACAAUGGUUGGCUCUGUUGCUGGAAAUACUUACUCUAACCAGGCUUCAGUGUAUAGUCCACCGCCAGCUACUGUUGAUGCUGCUUAUCAGAAUGCUGGAACUAAUAUGUCCCAGGUGCCAAACUAUAACUUAGCAUCUACACCUCUGCCACAGACAGCAGGCAGUCAACAAGCACCUCCACAACAACCACAGCCUCCACCUCAACAACCACAGCAUAGUUACUCACAAAAGGCUCUGCUAUAGGAUCCAGGACUUCUGAUUCUUAAUCUUCUUUAACCUCUGCUAAAGGCAGUUGACAGUUCUAUGAGUUUUUUCCUUUAACCUCUUACACUUUGUUUAUCCUCAGCUUAAUAAGAAUCUAUCUUGGUGAACAAGUUCAAUUUGCACUGACUUUUUAGGAUUUUUUUUUUAAUUUUGCAGAGGAACGGAUAUAUUUAGGACAUUUAAUUCCUUUUAAAAUGCCUAAAAAGGGGUACAAGAUUAUUUAUGUCUGGUAAAAUUGGCUAGUCUGUGAAAACUCAACACUUACAAACUGUUGUGGCAUAUAUGUAAAUAUAGUGUGUGAUUGCAAUAGUGGCCAUUUCAUAUAGCUAUGGUGAUCAUGUGAAUAUAUUUAACACAAAGUUUAAAAAUAAUUUACUAUUUUAUUUUAAUCAUGAACUGACGACCAUGUUUCAUAGUUUUGUCUAGUUUUAUGACAGAUGUGAUGUCUUCUUCUAAUGCAGGAAAAGCAGUAAUUCUGCAUAUCAUGGUUACACUUACAAGCUAAGGUCUAUAUAUGAAUUCACAAACUUAACUGAGUCUAGAUUUCAUUACUUCUUGAAUUGAACACAAGUGUGUCAUGACUAUUAGAUGGCUUACCUACCAAAGUAAACUAGUUAACUAGGAAGUGAUUUGGGGGGAUAACAGCAAAUUAUGAUUCUGCUUCAGAUAUAAUUAAUGAUUUAAAACUACUAUUCAGAGGCUGCUAAACAUAUCAUGGGACCAUGCAACAGAUCAGGAUCUUGCAUUUUGUCAUGAGAAGCAUGUAAUUUAUUUUUUCCACAUUAUUUUUUACAAUGGGAACCAGAACUGUAUUUUAUGUUUGUUGGUAGAGAUUACACCAAAGACAGAGGAGUUAAGUGGGAGGAGAAAUGAUGGAGUAUUAAACUGGAACACACAACAUGAAUAACACUACUUUAUUCAAGUCUUCUAAUUAGAACAUGGAGAAUUAUGGACAAUUAAAUCACUUUGCUGAACAAACCUUCAGGGCUUUAUUUUAUCUCUUGUGGCCUUGCUUAGCAAUUUGUUCUGUUUACUGUUCUUACACAAACACUUCUGCCUUAAACAUCUAUUUCAAUUUCCAGUUGUACCAUUUGAGUUUAUUAGCCCCCUACAGUGUGAAUAGUUUAUGAGGCAUCUUAAUUUCAUUCACUUUCAGGUUACUUUGAAUUAUCUUCUGCAACAACGUGCAUUAGCCUUUUUAAACCCUUGCAUUUCUCAGUACCUUAGCCAGGUGGCUCUAUAAGACAUUAUACUUUCUUUCUACAGCUGAGGUGCUGCAAAAGGAACAUGCCUGAUGGAAGGCAGCAUUUUAGAUACGCCUGAUUAGUUUCUCAUACAAAGACUGUUGUUACCUUGCAUUUAUGUUUAAUCUGUUCAUGCAUCCUGGUUUCCUCUUAUCUUUUCCAUUUACUCUAAUUCCAGUUAGAGAAGUACUAGAUGGCUUCAACAUCAGAUCUAGAUUUUCAGUCUUGUCAGUUUGUAUGUCAGAAGUGGUUUGCUUUUGCAUCCUGUAUUUUAAUGUGGUGCUUCUGGAACCUCAGUUAUCCGAUAUGGUCUGGUCACCUAACAUGCCUUUGUUUCGCUAUACUGGUAUUUUUCCUGUUAAUACUUUCAGAUUGCUGCUUUGCAUAACUUCUAACUGGGGUGGUUACAAAACAUGCCCAUAGCUGAUGUGUUCCAGUUUGAGGGUGUUCUAGCCAGCUGGCUGUUUUGACACUAGUAUUUUAACAUUAUAUUUUUUGCUUCAUAAUUCUAAACACCCUCACAAACUGUCAUUACUGAAGUACUUGGUAUCAUCACAAAAGUCUGUGAAAUUUGAAAGGAAAUACUAAAAAAAAUUAAAUAAUUCUGAGAUAUUGUCACAGAUAACUGUUAAUAGAUUAAAGAGACUUUUCUUUAGAAAAGGCAUGUAGUAUCAUUUAGAUAGUGUUGUCUGUAUGCUUCAAAUACUGUAUUCCAAAAUCAGAGAAACAAUGUUCAGAGAGGUUUAUAACUUUACACAAAAGUGAAAGUAACUUUUUACUCCAUGGAUUCAACAGCUUGAAGCAUCAAAUUAGUCCAUCUGACUUUGACUAUUUAUAUUCUUAGGUUUUCACAUGUUAUGUCACGUGAUCCCUAAGAAGGGCCUAUGGAACUUCUGUACAAACAUGACUCAGCAAAAAUGCUAGUUUGUCUUUGUUUCUAAAAUUUCUCUCACUUCUCAUUUUCCUUCAUGCCUUAGAGUCACUGCUCUAAGGUAUCUUCUGUAACAAAUUAUGAAUUUUAGUUGACUUAGAAUCAAUUUUCAUUGUCCACAACUGGUGCAGCAGAUCAUUAGAUUUUUAAGUUCAGAGUCUUAGUGUUUCUAUUGCAUCCUGCAUUUUCUAUUUCAGAUAAAGUUUUCAGAUUAAAUUGAAUUGGGAGCUCUAUUACUUGAUGUUGAUUUUUUUUCUCAUUUAUCAGAAGAGAUUAUUUUGUCUUCUCAUUUGGUUGUGUCUCAUUUUCUAACUACUCUAAAGUGAUGCCUCCUCCUACCUUGCUUGAUGGUGUCAUUGCACUAAUUCCUUUACCCAUCCUCUCAUAUCGUCUGUGAUAAUUUAGCAGUUUUAUUUUGACCCACGUCCUCUCAGCUGGAUUAGUGUAAUGAACAUGGAGAUGCCAUUGCUGGGGCUUCUCUGCUGUGUUUUAUUCUGAGAUUCUUCAUUUAUGCAUUGUCACCAAGUUAACAUAUGUUCUGUUUUACUGUGCUAUCGAACACUGAGUAUGGGCAAGAGGGCGAAAGUCCAUGUACAGCUACUGUAUGAAAAAGCAAGUAAAGAAAGUGUCAGGAAGAUAAUCUUGUUUAAACUUAAGAAUCCCUGGAAAUGUAUGUUGUUCUUGUUCUAAUAGAACUCCUAAUUUUUGAACGUCUUCUUUCUUUACAUGUAAAUUGUCAAUGAAAGGCUAAAAUUUUCUAAUAAUAUUUUGUAUAAACCUGUGUUAUUUAACCCUUUCAUUAAGGAAUACAAAAAUGUUAACUCCAGAAGGGGUAUUUUAGUGGCUUGUUUAUCAUGAACUGGAUGGAGCAAAUUCUGAAAAGUGCCUUCUGUGCAUUUUACUUCUAUAAGCAAAGUUGUUUACCUGUGUGUAUCAUCUCAGUUUCUGUGGCCAUAAUAAAGAUGUCAAGAUUUACUGUAAAGCAUCCCAGGAAGAAUACCGAGGCAAUGUGUUAAAAUUGGCUCCACUGAUGUCAUGGGAAGAUGUUCCAGAGUGUGCAGUUGCAGAAGCAGUUGCAACGUAUUUACCCACCUCUAUUUAUUAACUGGUAUCCGUGUAGAUGUGUACGUAAUGUCACUGGCCAAAGAACAUACAGGCAGCAGUAAGAAGGAAUAAAAUAAAAGAACUACUGCAUGCUUCUCAACAGGUAUGGAGCUGCAUAUUGCCCUUAUGGUACAGUUGCUAUUCAGGAAUUCUGAGGUGGGAAGAGCUGAAAUGAAUUUGAGUAACCAGAACUUCAGAGGAUUCUGCCAGAUUGCAGAUGCUUAGAUGUAACAAAGGACAUACAUUUUCUUUUAAUAGCAUGGACGUAUUUUGGCGAUCAAAUCUAGGCUGCUAUUAUUAGUUCUCUGUUUUCAUCUAGAUGGCAGGAACAUCAGAUUUACUGGAGAACUGCUUAAUACCUCAUUCUCCAUAUUUUUUUUAGUAUUUUCUCUAAUAUCACCUUAUUUUUCAUUCAUAUUUCAAAUAUAUCUGUGCAGUUGUUACAUGUAAAAGGUUUUAUUCCUUGUCUGCUGGGUUUCACAGACAGAAUGAAAAAGAACAUCUCUAAAUGACAGCAGCUACAAUGGGACUUUGAGUUGCAUAGCUGCAGCUUCCUUUGGAGAAGAUGCAUGUAUAUUUUGAAGAACAAGGGAGCAUAAUUCUUCCAAUUAAAAACUGGGAAAUUUUUUUUUUUUAAGAAAAAGGUAAUGUGAAAGUUACAAAAAGCUCCAUUGCUACAAAAACCUCCAUUGCUAACAGCAGGCAGAAUCAUUUUUUACUCUGUUAUUCAAUCUUAGUAGAGCUGACCAACUCCAUACUACAGGUACUCCUUUUUCAUAUUCAGCUGCAAUGAAGAAUAUUUACCUUCAUCUGUAUAAUAUCCAACACCAUAGUAAAACAUAGGAAGGCCUUGACAUUUGAACUUUUUGCUUCCAUAUGUAAAAAAGACUUUGUACAUUUUUGAAACCUUGUUUCUUAAAUUUAGAGUGUUUGUGUUUAAAAACAUUCCAUUUGCUACUAUGUAAGAUUGCAGAUCUCAAAUUUGCUAUUCAUGCUGCUACCUUGGCAAAAAGGUGGUAGAAUUUUUUGUUUUUUCUAUCCUGCAUGUGCUUCUGGAAAUCCAAAUAAUUUUUGUCUUUGUCAUGGAACAGAAAAGAAGCCUUCUGCGGUCUGCUUUGGUUUUAAUAAAGUAUACAAAGUAGCAAAGUGCAUUUUUUGUUUUGUUUGUUUUGAUGCUCCUUUGAUGUUGGCAUAUGUAUAUAUUUAGAUAUACUGCACUGUUGUACAAGAAUUGUUUUAGUAAAUAACACUAUUUGUAAAAACUGUUAAUUGUUUUUGGUAUGAAUGCAAAAUAUUAAAGUUGGAUUAUUUAGUUCA